GAAAUUUUUGAAUCAAAUGGAAUCUCCACCUCCAUAGGACCAUAGCCCUUCGUAUAUUAAUUGGUGGCCUCAAAACCCCUAAAAAUUUCUACAAAAUCCUCACUUGGAUAAUCAUUUCUGGCAGAAUCCUGUUUGGUUCCCGGGAAAAUUGAGCUGCAGAAAAAGGCGAUAUAGCUUUGUGAUGGUUCAAGUUCUGCGACCAUGCUGAUGGUGUAUGCUUCAGGAGUUAUUACAUAUUCAGAUUCUGCUCAUAAUUUUCUACAGCAUGAGGCAUCAUUACCCUGCAAGACUACCCAUGUGAAUUUCUUGAACAAAAUCUCACUUUGUAUUAACCCAAUUGGAGCUCCUUGUAACUCUACACCCUCUGCUUCUUACUUUUCGUGGAGAAGUCGAAAUCAGCUAAACAGCCCCAAGAAAUGGCUGUGCCGGAUGCAGGAUUCGAUUCCAUCAGACGAUGAGUAUCGAUCAUCGCGCAACAUAGCUAUCAGUUUAUUUAGGCGGUACAGGAAUGUGGUCGACCGUGGAGGAGGUGCCAACCUAAAAGAGUUCAUCAGUGCUGGGGUGAAUGCAUAUGCACUGGGGUGCUCUGACGAGGGAUUAAGAAAAGAACUUGUUGAUAUGAAGGAAUCUGGUGUUGAAAUUGAAGGAAUGCACAGCUAUGGUGGAACUACCAGUUUGAAAUCCAAGAUUGCAUCAGAGGAGGUUGAUGAGUGCAUUCUGUGGUUGAGCAUUAUAUUCAUCACCAUAUUGUGUACGCCACAGCCAACAAUAGUUAGAUGGUCAUCCACACCUCCAGUGUCGGACGAAGAAAGACUCAAAUGGAAAGGCUUUUGUGCCCUCAUAGCAAAUGCGUAUUACGUGAGAGGAAUGGCAUGGCUUCCGGUAAAGACACUUCAGCUAGAGCAAAUGGCAGUGGUUGGACAAGCCGAGGAACCAUCAGUUGUUGCAAGUCGAAUGCGAUUAGUUUUUAGCACGCUUGAGGUUGUGAGUCCACAAUGGCCUAGAGUAUAGCGGUUCGGUUUCAAGAACAGCUUAUAUGCUGACUGUACUUUACAUUUGUGGUAUGUAAAUCUGUAUAGCCCAAAUAUUUUACACCUUAGAAGGGAAAAACAGAGGGAAAUACUAUAGCCUCAUGUUCGAAUUUUACUUAUGAAUGUGAAGAAUGUCACUGUUUUUGUUCAA
Messenger RNA from Pyrus x bretschneideri (Chinese white pear), 1182 nucleotides. RefSeq lists its product as uncharacterized. The transcript has 7 exons. Bases 202 to 1011 code for a protein of 269 amino acids. The record is from RefSeq and is a predicted model, not a curated record. NCBI's taxonomy places the organism in Eukaryota, Viridiplantae, Streptophyta, Magnoliopsida, Rosales, Rosaceae.